AUGGGCCAUUACGCACCUGCUUGCACUCAGGCACUAGGAGGCAGAAUGACAUGCUUUAGCUGUGGAAGGAUGGGACAUAUGGCCAAGGAUUGUACGGAGAUGAUACCUGCCAACGCUGAGAGGGACCCAGCUGGACAGAGGCCCCUACCACCCCCACCAAAGCGCCAGGAGGUGUUUCCCCGAGUACACGUGUUGGGAGAACACGAAGAGCUGGAGCAGUAA
Messenger RNA from Arabis nemorensis, 222 nucleotides. The record is from the annotation of a GenBank genome assembly. Lineage: Eukaryota; Viridiplantae; Streptophyta; Magnoliopsida; Brassicales; Brassicaceae.